AUGGGCGUUAAGUGCCCCAAAAAGAAGAACCGCUGGGUGUAUCUCGGAAACGUGCUUGAAUCUAUCACGCCGGCCAUUAACGCGACCAACAUUACAUUUGCCCUGCUGCAGAACCGGUCUCUGCUGCUGGCGCAGCAAGAGGCCCACAUCAUGGUGCUUGUCGCCACGAUCAAAACCAUGUUCGAACUCAAAAUCAUUGAUCAGGACGAUGCCGACGCGGAGAAGGACGACCAUUCGUGCGAUGAGGCCGAGAAGACUGUCGUCCUGAAGCAGAUCGUGGCCUAUGCGGAGACGCUGGUGAUCGACCUGCAAGCCAUGAGGGCAGAGCGCGACGAGAACAACUUGCCGCGGGAGCUCGUGUCGCCACCAGUUCUACCUGAUGAGCUGAUCGGACUUCGGCCGGCCUACGUCAUUUGCGAUGUGCUGGACCCGCACCGUGAGCGUAUUCUACGCUACUGGUCUGCUGAGGACAUCGACCAGAUCGAGGAGGAUCAUCGCCAGCUGGUCGCCGCCUACAAGAACGGUCCCAUCCUGCGCUGUGCCAUCGACGGGCACUACGUCAAGACAACCUUUGACGACGACUGGGAUGUGACGCCUGGCAAAUAUCUGCGACUUCGCACGUUUUGCGGUGGACUGGCGACCGUCUUUCCGAUCACGACUUCGGUCGAAUCAUACUUUAUAUUCUGA
Messenger RNA from Hyaloperonospora brassicae, 687 nucleotides. The record is from the annotation of a GenBank genome assembly. Lineage: Eukaryota; Oomycota; Peronosporomycetes; Peronosporales; Peronosporaceae.